GGAGGAGUAUGUGUAAAUCCUUUAUUAUGGACGGUAUGCUGUUUUUAAUACAAUAUAACGCCUUUAAAACGGCACAAAAUGCCUACAUGUUGGGUCCAAGCAUGCUUUUAAGACAGUCAGAAGGACUAGCCCAGGCCUAACUAACUCUGGAUAUCAGCCACUGUUUGAACUUGUGCUAUGACUGAAAGCAAGACUGUCUAAGUGCUGGCUAAGAGAGGAAGAAGCGGCGGCUAGGAGAGCAGCCUGGAUGUCAGUACUGUCAACCCUUCAUUUCACCUGUCAGCGUGGUGACUGACGUACAAGCGCUUGUUUGCCCUUCCUGUGGUCUUCUCCUGCGUGUCCUGACAGGCGGAGGGCUCCGGAGCAGCACACUUCGCCUCCUGCAACAAGGUCUCUCUCCUCCGGCUCUGCUGUCAGCCUUUGAUCACAGCGAGGCCCUGUGUUUCGGCACUCAGGUGGACGACAACACCUCUCCCGCCCCGGCGUGGAAUCCUUCCUGCCCUUGCCAGGUGACAGCAGGGAGAUCUGAGCAUGCAUGAUGAAAGACAGACAGACAGGCAGACAGACAGGCAGGCAGGCAGGCUGAAACAGCGCCACAGGGAGCUUCCAGCACUGGUGGCCUGCCAAAGAGCGCACUCACCUAUGAGCUGCAUGGUGGUGUGACCGGUUCGGGCGCACGUAUAUGGAUUGCGCUCUUUCAGUGGUGGUAAGGACAGCUGUUACAACAUGAUGCAGUGUGUUGCUGCAGGACAUACAAUAGUAGCACUUGCCAACCUUCGGCCCGCUAAAGCUGAUGAAAUUGAUAGUUAUAUGUACCAAACUGUGGGCCAUCAGGCCAUUGACCUGUACGCAGAGGCCAUGGGUCUCCCACUGUACAGGAGGACCAUAGAAGGCUCCAGUCUGGACACAGGCAGAGAAUACAGCCAGAAAGAAGGGGAUGAGGUAGAAGACCUGUACCAUCUACUGAAGCUUGUGAAGGAGAAGGAGGGUGUUGAAGCUGUAUCAGUUGGGGCCAUUCUGUCUGAUUAUCAGAGAGUUCGAGUGGAAAAUGUGUGCUCCAGGUUGCAGCUCCAGCCUCUUGCGUAUUUGUGGUGGCGAGAUCAGGCGGCUCUGUUGAAGGAGAUGAUAUCUAGUGGCGUCCACGCCCUCCUCAUCAAAGUGGCGGCGUUCGGCCUGGAUCCUGGAAAACAUUUAGGAAAAACUCUGGCUGAGAUGGAGCUCUGUCUGCAACAGCUUUCACAGAAGUAUGGAGUCCAUAUCUGUGGGGAGGGAGGCGAGUAUGAGACCUUCACCACUGACUGCCCUCUCUUCAAGAAAAAAAUAGUCAUUGACGAGAUGGAAACGGUGAUCCACUCAGCAGAUGCCUUCGCUCCUGUGGGAUACUUGAGAUUCACACAGAUGCACACAGAAGACAAAGAUAUUGGCUCCACGGAGAGCGCUCUGCCCCUUGGUAGUUGUCCUUGCCAGAGUGCCAUUGACAAGAUGACUGAGGAGGCGGUAUAUGCUGAUAAAACCCAAGACAUCCAGGAAGAAUUUACAUCAAAUGCUUGCCGGCCCUGGUGCUCAGCCAGAAGCUCUGUGGGCUAUCAGUGGAUCACUGGCAUCGGUGGCCUUCCCUCUGAACACACAGAUGUCCGGGGCCAAACCCAGCACGCUCUCACUCAGCUGCAAGGUGAAUUAAAGGAGAGAGGAUUCCAGUUAAAGCACAUUGUGCUCGUUCACCUGUAUGUAAAAAACAUGGAGGACUUUGCCGAAGUCAAUUCAGUGUACUGCACUUUCUUCAGCCAUAAUCCACCAGCAAGGGUGUGUGUGCAGACAUGUCUGUCUGCGGGUCAGCUCCUGCAGAUGGACGUUUUGCUCCAUGACUGGACUCUGCCUCCUCAGGACGGCUGCUUUCACCAGAGGGACACCCUUCAUGUCCAGAGCCUGUCUCACUGGGCCCCGGCCAACAUCGGGCCCUACAGCCAGGCUGUGAGGGUGGAUGAAGCUGUGUUCUGUGCAGGGCAGAUAGCUCUGGUCCCCUGCACCAUGAAGCUGCUGAAUAGGGGUCCAGCCUCGCAGGCCCAGAUGUCCUACAGCCAUGUGGAGAAAGUCCUGAGUGCCAUGGGCCAGAAUCUUACCCUGAGCCAUGUGCUGCAGGCUCACUGCUACGUCUCCCACCACUCAUACAUACCAUCAGCCAAAGAGGUCUGGAGCAGCAAGCUACAGGAGAAGCAGGAUCAGGUGGCCUGUUUCGGGGCAGAGGAAAUUCAGGGCACUCCUCUGGUGGUUGCAGUGGUGCCCUCUUUACCCAGAGGAGCAGCUGUGGAGUUGCACGUCAUCGCUGUACAGGACGAUCCUGCAGAGAGGACAUUUAGUCACCAGGCCUUGGAUGUCCCAGGUGGAACCAUCCAGUGGGACCUGCUACAGUCCAGCACUGGGCAGUAUGCCACGCUCUCUCUGAGUGUGUCCCUCACUGGAUCAUGCACAUCGCCAGGGCUUGCGGAGACCGAGACCAUUCUACAGGCUCUAGGGUCCUCCAUGCAGCAGGCUGUAGCACAAAUGAAGAAGACUCUCUCCCCUUUAUGUGCCAGAGUCUUCUACAGGAGCAGCAGCAGGAUUGCCAGAGAGCUCUCUGCAGGGCUGGAGGGCUGCUUGGAAAGCAUGCUGGGUCAGAGCAGGCCUGCACUGGUGCUGGUGCCUGUUCUGGAACUGCCGGACUGUGCUGCCCUCCACCUCUCCUGCUGGCUCAGCAUAUAGCAGGACGAGAGGUCCAGGCACACUGACCUCAGGUCUGACCAGAAAGAGUAUACUCACCGACACAAACCCACAUUCAUACACACUGACAGCAGAGGACCAAGACAGCAAAGUGCCUCUCUACAGCCCAUCUGUAAUUGGAGCAUCCAACUAAAUAAGAGCCACAGAACCUUAAAAGAAAGGUUUGUAUUCUAUAUAAGGAAAAAGAAGCUGAUCUGUUUUUGAUAAAUAAAUGAAGGAAAUGUUGAAUAAAACAUAAAAAA
Molecule: messenger RNA, 2999 nt
Organism: Astyanax mexicanus (Mexican tetra)
Lineage: Eukaryota; Metazoa; Chordata; Actinopteri; Characiformes; Acestrorhamphidae
Gene: dph6
Product: diphthamine biosynthesis 6
Exons: 19
Coding region: 727-2739 (670 amino acids)
Biological process (GO): protein histidyl modification to diphthamide
Molecular function (GO): diphthine-ammonia ligase activity
Source: RefSeq, a predicted model, not a curated record